Messenger RNA from Theobroma umbraticum, 606 nucleotides. The record is from RefSeq and is a predicted model, not a curated record. Lineage: Eukaryota; Viridiplantae; Streptophyta; Magnoliopsida; Malvales; Malvaceae.
AUGGCAGCUGGUUCAUACUUUUCCAUAACUGCUCUUGUCAUCCUUAUUCAGCUCACUAUUAAUCUGAACUUAUGCUUAGCAGCUGCACCAAUUCAUCCUAGUGGAAGAAACACCCGAUUUAUCAGAACCUCUUGCCGUGCCACUCUCUAUCCAAACUUGUGUUUCACCACCUUCUCUAGAUAUACAACCAGAAUCCGAGGUAGCCCCAGGUUGUUAGCCUCCACUGCCCUCUCCGUGGCAUUUAACACCACUCGUUCUACUACGAAAGCAUUUAUAAAUCUUUCCAAACACCGCGGCCUAAAGCGCAGUGAGGCUGCAGCCCUGCGUGAUUGCGUGGAACAACUAGGGGACUCUGUCGAUGAGCUCAAAGACUCUAUUAAUGCAAUGAGUCCUCCUCGACGAGGCGACAAUUUUCAUCGUCGAACGAGUGAUAUACAAACGUGGGUGAGUGCAGCUUUGACUAAUGAUGAUACCUGCAUGGGUGGCCUCUCCAGGAAAGCCAUGAAACGAGACUUCAAGACUGUGAGGAGACAAGUAGUGAAGGUUGCACAUAUGGCGAGCAUUGCCUUGGCUUUUGUCAACCGCUAUGCUGCUGACACUCAUUAA